UACAUCGUACUUGGGCUGUCUACCGUGGCAAUAUUGACGCGGCCUAACUUCCCUUCCUCCAAUAAUACGUCUCAUUCUGUUGACGAUCGUCGGAACUGAGGAUAUUCAGUGUGAGAAGACUGUAUCAUUCGCGAUGAGAAGGCAGAACAGCAGCUGCGAUCAGUGCCGCAAGGGCAAGCGGGCCUGCGACGCCGGCGCCCUGAAAGACAUACAGCUAUGCCUGGACGUGGGUUUGCAGUGGGAGGUUGACUGGCAAAGCACGACUGGACCAUGCUCCAACUGCACGAAAACAGGGAAGCACUGUACGUUCGACUGGGCCCGAUCGCAGCAGGCCCAGGUUCGCGGAAGACGCCAGUCGUCCGGGAAGACGAACCUGCCAGAUCGUAAGCGUCUGAAGUCGGGGCAUAAGACGGCGUCGCCUGCGACGAUGGAACCCGGCGAGGUUCAACCUGGAGAGUCUCAUUCCCACACCGUAUUUAACUUCCUGGACACCGAGACACAUGAAGAAACGCCUGAAUUCUUCGCUGGAAGCUUUAAACCUGGCCCUGACUUCUUCUCCAUAUCUACAGAGAACGACGUCCUCAGUUACGACACACUGCCAGACAACUGCUCGUUCGUCUUCUCACCGUCCUCGUCAAUUUCAAUCCCCAGUUUGUCAGAUGGCCUGUCCGGGUUGAACCAGACAGACUGUAGUUCUUCUCAAAGCGAAUCCAUAUCGGGCUUCAGUCCGGGUUCUACCGUGGGCAUCUCCAAGACAGCGCGAAAGCGAUCCCGACAAUCGCCUAUUUCUCCUCCUUGUGCACCCUCCGGUCUCUCCGAGUUCUCCCCGACCCAGAAAAUGAUUGUUCGAACAAACCACGGGAUCAUGACCGACAACCUCAUGCAACUGUAUCACGACGUCAUGGAGGGCGCCUUAUCGUGCUGGUUAACGGAGCAAAACUGCCCUUACUUGGAUCCAACCAGAGCUCCGGGUCUUGCAGGCUUGUCACCAAGCCAGCCGUUCGAGCCAUUUGUAGCAACACCUAACCUUUCCAGUGGAAACAGAAUAUAUCAGCGCGUUAUUAGACUCGACAAAUCUCUUGAAUCACUGGGAAUUAGGACCCUAAGCGUCUCGGAGGAUAGAAGGGCCACGAAGGCGCUUCGCCUGGCAAUCAUGGCCUUCACGGCACAAUGGGCACAGGGUAGUAGGAGAAGCCGAGCGCGAUACCGGCCGGCCAACAACCCAGGCGAAGACCUCACGGCCGACGGCUUCAGCGAAGAGUUCGACGCAACUCUCCAGGCAUCGUUUUGGAACCAGGCCAGGAGGUGCCUGGACGAUUGUGCCGAAAUCAACUCUUUCAGAGUGGCCAUGGCGGAGCUGCUCUUUGGUCUUACGCAAAAGUAUAACGACGAACUCGACUGGGAAGACGCGGAGUUUGGCGACCUCGGCUUCGGACUGUCAGGGGAAACAUGUACGAAGGGAUUUUGUACGGCAGAAAAGGUCCAAAGGGUCUUGGACGAAGAAGGGUACUCGAUUUACGUUGAGCGUGGUGCUCGGCGGCUUCACGUUCUCAAGCGUCGUUCGGAAGUUUUCGAGAGAGGGAGAAAGAACCGCGGUUUUGAAACACACUCGGAGGAGAAGAAUACCGUGAAGCUGGUUUUCUGGCUGGCCGUCAUGUUCGACACGCUCUCGGCUGCAAUCACCGAGAGGCCGCUCACCGUAUCGGACGAAGACAGCCAAGAAGACGGACAACGACAAGGCUUGACGGAUCGGGAUGAAGAAGGCCCGGCAUCUCCAGUACCAACAAAGCGGUGGAACGACGAGCACAUCAUGAGAAAACACCGGAAGCUGGCCCCCUUACGACUGCCCAGUCCCGAGGAUGCCGUCGCUAGAGAGCUCAUCGAUGCGGCGCCCGUCAAGGUCCUCUUGUUCCGGAAGAUCACGCGGAUCCAGAGCCUCUCGUCCCGGGGCGCAGGCCGGGCGGUCAUCGAGGACGCCAUCCAGGACGGGCUGGCAGUCUACCGCCACUGGAACAUGACGUAUGGCCUGCUGUUCCAGGACUGCGUGCAGUGCCACGGCGCGCUGCCGCCCAGGACCCGGAGCUGGUACGUGUGCCUCCUCGGGCACUGGCUGCUGGCCGUGAUGAUCAUGGCGAACUGCGUCGAGGUCAUGGACGGUCAGGGCUUCAGCGAGUCUUUGGGCCGCAGGGAGCGCGCCGAAGUUGGUCUCGUCGGCCAUCUUCGACGGACGGGCGCGCGGGCCGUUUCUGACCUCGCGAGAGCUUCUACGCCGCGAGAAGAUGAUGCGGAGAGGUUGACGGACUUCCACCCGGCCGUCAGCGAGGGCGCGCUUCUGACCGAGCCCUGGACCAUGGUCUUGAUUCGGUCGUUUGCUACGGCGGGCACAUUGCUCCUCGGUGAAGCCGUGGAGUCAGAGACCUCAGGGCAUUACGCAGGCGACUCCCGAUUGGACUCACUAGACAGAUGCGAGGACUGCGUAAAGGCCCUUUGGUAUCUGGGUCGCAAGUCGAGCUUGUCUCGCCAGGUUGCCGGUAUUCUAGGGGGCGGCUUGGCUGCCGAGCGGUCUAGGACGUUGCGUCUGGAUGAUUGUCUAGCAGCGUACGAUCCGUCGGCACUGGUCAAUGUUGUUGAAAGUUACUGAGAUGGAUGGACGAGAAUGAUAUACCCCCCCCCCCCCCGGAAGCUGAAGUCCGCGACCGGGAUCAUAGUUGUCAGACCAUCCGUUGUCGAUAUUGGGCCAUCCAAGCACAAAUCGAGCACUUUUGUCUCUCCAUCGAUUCGGGCCUGGACUCGUAAGCACGUGUGGUAACACCACUUAAGAAGCAUA
Colletotrichum destructivum is the source of this 2827-nucleotide messenger RNA. Its product is annotated as Putative zn(2)Cys(6) fungal-type DNA-binding domain-containing protein. Lineage: Eukaryota; Fungi; Ascomycota; Sordariomycetes; Glomerellales; Glomerellaceae. The coding region runs from base 134 to 2641 and encodes 835 amino acids. Gene Ontology annotation, molecular function: DNA-binding transcription factor activity, RNA polymerase II-specific; zinc ion binding. The transcript is spliced from 2 exons. Gene Ontology annotation, biological process: regulation of DNA-templated transcription. The record is from RefSeq and is a predicted model, not a curated record.